GUAACAUAGUAACACAAGGGGUAAAGUUGUGGAAGUUAGGGAAGGAAUUCGUUUUCAGAAAGGUCAUUAAUUAACUGGCUUGGUUACAGGGUGAGAAAAGGCCGAGACGCGCUUCCUGUUGGCUGUCUAACUUUUAGGAAUAUGAAACGGGAAAACUAGUAGACAUAAGAGAAGGUAAAAAAAACAAAAAACGUUAACGCUAUCCGGUGCCUGUCUGUUGCUUCUUUACUGAAUAUGGCAGGGACACGGACAAGAAGAGGGACUGGUUCGGAACAGUCUCGAACUGCGAGGGCAGCUGCUGUUGCUGAGCAGUUAAACCAUGAAUGCACCCUCUUAUUGGAACUGUAUAGAAAAAAGGAGACGUUCGCCGAGGAACUCACCAUCGGCGGGGACCGCCUGGUGACCGUGCCACCACUCUCCUCCCAGCUCUCGCCGAAUGACAUGUUGUGGCGCCUCUACUCCGCCCUGCAACAGUGCCGGAACCUCCUGGAGCAUGCCAUUGGCCGGGAAGAGGGGGUGGGAAACGACAGGAACAGGACCGAAUACGAGAGCCAGAAGAAAACAGUGAGGGACCGGCUGGGGCACCUGCUAGAGAGCACACGGCUCCUCCUGGCGGACGGAGCUGGAACUGCAGCCUUCACUGCUGAUCCGAAGAAUACUGAGAUAGAUGGUCCGGUGAACGGCAGCCCGUUUGCGCUAAAGCUCUGGAUCUACCGCAUCUUCAACGAGCUGGAGCACUGGACGCUCACCGCCUCCAAGACCCUGAAGGCCCUGCACCCCGACGGAGCCGCCCCCAAGGAGCGCGGAAUGAGGGGGAGGCCAAGAGGGAGGAGGACCCGGAGAUGAGACAGUAGAGAUUGGGAGAAGUAGCCUGUGUUGAGGAAGGAGAGAGCAGGGAAGACAAAGAAAGAGAGGGAGGGGGUGAGGAGAGAGAGAGAGAGAGAGAGAGAGAGAGAGAGAGAGAGAGAGAGAGAGAAAGAAAGAGGUACGGAUGGAAAGAAAGAGAGAGAGGUAAACAGAUUGAGAGGAUGAGGUGGAAGGAUGUGACGUGGAAGAAGAAAGAGAGAAGGCAUGCAGGAGUCAGAAAGGCUGAGAGAGAUGGAAUGAAGAGAAGGAUAAGAGUGACAACAGCCAGUGGAAGUAUAAAGAUUAUGUGAAAAGAGGGAGAAGAGUAUAUGUUAAAGUUAAUAACUAUAUACAGUGGUGACAUGGACACAUAAGAAAGUCUACUACAACAUACAACCAAUGUGUGACAUAACAGUGUUGAUUUUGAAGCAAUUUUGGUCAUUCAUGACAUACUAGCGCUGUAGCUCCACUUGCUGCUAACAAACAUAGGACACUGGGUGUCAGGUAGCCUACCGGUUAGAGUAUUAGGCCAGUAACUGAAAGGUUGUGAGUUCGAAUCCCCGAGCUGACAAGGUGGAAGAAAAUCUGUUGAUCUGCGCUCGAGCAAGGCGCUUAACCCUAAGUGCUCCAGGGUCUCUGUCAAUAAUGGCUGAUACCUGGUUGUGUCUCAAGGGGGGUGGGAUAUACAAAAAACACAUUUCCACCUCACACGUAUACAUGCAGUGAAACAGGACAAAUAUAAGCAACUUCUAUUUGACCUUUGACGAACAUAGAAUUAAUGAGUUACAUAGACUGUUCAUCACUUGAGUCAAUCCCUUUAAAAUCUCUAAUUUGAGAGCUUGACAUUCUAUAAAAAAAUUAUCUUUGUAAUUCAACAGGGUUUGAUGCAGCAAAAAGUGAGUUAAGGAAUUACUGAAGAAUUUCUGCUGUUUACACCUGGUAUCAAGAUGUGUUCUCUGCCUGGUUUUGCUGCCUAGAGUCAAAGGACUCUACCAUGACCUUCCUUUUGCCUACUCUAGACAUACUACGGCCAGUCUUUCAGAAAAUUUCAUUUAGUUUCCUCCCGCUUGGCACACACUGGUUGAAUCGACGUUGUCUUCACGUCAUUUCGUUGAACCAACGUGGAAUAGACAUCCAACUGACGUCUGUGCCCAGUGGGCUGUUCUCACUUUAUGUUAACUGAAUGGCAAUAUUCCUCCCAAGUGUAAUGUGAUCAUUAAUAUCAGCAUGAUCUUGAUUGUAACAUUUAGUGUGGUUAUUGUAAGAGAUUUGGUUUGGCAUUGUCUUAAAACUUCAAAUCUGAAGAGGGAAAAGUGAUUUUAUACAACACAGGAUCCUUUGGAUCUGGAUGAAAUGUUCUGAUAAACUGGCCCCUGGAUCCCAAAACGAUCCCACAAAUGAGAUGUAAUGUUGGUGACAGCUACAGGAUCCACUUUGAUAAUGGAGUGUAGAUUUCCAGUUCAAGACAGUGGUUUAUGUGAUACCAAUCUCCGAUCCUUGUGGGCCGGUAUCAUGCAUUAGAUGGAAAUCUUAAUACCACAAAUUGUUUCACAUUUAAGAUGCAUCCCAAUAGCCUUGAAUGACUUCCUAUCUAUUUAGAGACCACAGACAAUGUAACAUAGGUCAUUUUGGGGUUAUGACAAGGUAUGAGAAAGGGUAGGCUAUUUCAUUAAGAGUACUUUCCCUUUAACUUCUUAUGGCUGCAGCCCGACGUCGGUACACUUAUGACAACAGCCAGCUCAAGUG
Messenger RNA from Salvelinus namaycush (lake trout), 2592 nucleotides. RefSeq lists its product as uncharacterized. Gene Ontology annotation, molecular function: ciliary neurotrophic factor receptor binding. The record is from RefSeq and is a predicted model, not a curated record. NCBI's taxonomy places the organism in Eukaryota, Metazoa, Chordata, Actinopteri, Salmoniformes, Salmonidae. Bases 235 to 846 code for a protein of 203 amino acids. Gene Ontology annotation, biological process: negative regulation of neuron apoptotic process; ciliary neurotrophic factor-mediated signaling pathway. The transcript has 3 exons.